AUGCCUGAACGAAGAUCCAAAGCUCCAUUGGUGUGGAUCGAUUGUGAAAUGACGGGUCUGGACUAUGCCAACGACACCAUCCUGUCCAUCGCAUGUUUCGUCACCGACUACAAUCUCAACCUGAUGGACGACGAUGGCCUCGAUCUAAUCAUCCACCAUGACCAGGACACGUUGGCCCAGAUGGGUGAAUGGUGCACUAAACAGCACGCGGAAACCGGCUUGACCACCGCGGCCCUCGAAUCCACGACCACGGCGGAGGAGGCGGCGACGGCCCUCCUCGAAUACAUCAAGAAACACGUCUCCGAACCAAGGGUGGCCAUGCUGGCUGGAAACUCGGUGCACGCCGACCAAGCGUUUCUACGGCGGGCUCCCUAUGAUGCGGUCAUUCAGCAUCUGCACUACCGCAUUCUGGACGUGAGUGCUAUCAAAGAGGCGGCGAGGCGAUGGGCAGACGAAGACGUGCUCAAGAACGUGCCGAUGAAGAAGAGUCUCCAUGACGCGCGGGCGGAUAUCCUCGAGAGCAUCGAAGAGGCCAGGUUCUAUCGCGACAGUGUCUUCCGCCGUCCCUGA
Messenger RNA from Eremomyces bilateralis CBS 781.70, 570 nucleotides. RefSeq names its product putative RNA exonuclease Rex2. Gene Ontology annotation, molecular function: 3'-5'-RNA exonuclease activity; nucleic acid binding. The record is from RefSeq and is a predicted model, not a curated record. The transcript has 2 exons. Gene Ontology annotation, cellular component: mitochondrion. NCBI's taxonomy places the organism in Eukaryota, Fungi, Ascomycota, Dothideomycetes, Eremomycetales, Eremomycetaceae. The coding region runs from base 1 to 570 and encodes 189 amino acids.